This is a messenger RNA of Ruditapes philippinarum (Manila clam), 3959 nucleotides long. RefSeq names its product contactin-1-like. Bases 1030 to 3231 code for a protein of 733 amino acids. The record is from RefSeq and is a predicted model, not a curated record. The transcript has 16 exons. Gene Ontology annotation, molecular function: protein binding. NCBI's taxonomy places the organism in Eukaryota, Metazoa, Mollusca, Bivalvia, Venerida, Veneridae.
CAGAUACAUUUGUAUAACUUGUAAAAUGUUUUUCGUCGUGCAAUGUAACAGGCUAAAGAAUAGUACGAACGCAUAAACCGUGAAGUUUAAUGAAAAAGAUCAUUUCGAUUAAAUCGAAUAAACUUUAAGCUGUCAUAUUUGGCUAAACCAAGGAAGUAAUCUUAUUCCUUUUUUAUAUUUAAUUGCGACGAAUAUGUGACAAGUUCACUAUGUAUAAUAGGAUAUAUAUUAAAAGUUUAACAGUUGUUUAUUUCGCUUUACAUCAAACAAGCAUUUGUUUGGGGCAGCUAAAUGUCACAUUCGGCGAUAUUGCGACUAUUCCGUGUACAUCCAAUUCAGUUUACCCGUCAUGGUAUGGACCAGAGAUGGUAAAUGGCCAGAAUAUACAGUACAAUAGUGCUGGGAACAAUGUUUUCAAUAAUAUUCAGAUUCCGAUUCAGAAGAGAAAUAGACUUGGGUGGGCCAGUGAUUUGAAAGGUCUUGUCAUGAGAAAUGUAUCUGUUGCUGAUGAAGGACGAUAUGUAUGUAAUGGUAGUGAGACAUCUCUGACUGUGAGAGUUAGACCUAGUCGGCUAACAAUUGAGCAAAUAUCUGUUGCAUCAGCUGGAAAUAGAGUGGAGGUUAAUUGCACCUCUACAGUCAGUAAACCUGCGGCAAAUUUAAGAUGGGUGUACAAAAACGAAAGCUUGCUUGGACGACAGGUUUCAGUUCUUGAUAAUAUAACAAAGACGUAUACCGUAACAUCUAUUUUGGAAAUGCAAGCAGUAGCCGAUGAUAACGGACGAAGUGUUCUAUGCAUUGUAUCGCAUCCAUUACUGGUAAACCAGAUGCAGUCCAAUGCAUCUGUCGAUCUUAAAAUUUUGUUUCCUGUAAAGCCCGCUUCCACUAAGAUAACUGGCAAUGAAGUUGCAAAUGAACCAGGACAAUCGUCACUGACAUUGAACUGUACAACUGGAUCAUCAAAUCCUGCAUCCGAUAUAAAAUGGUUCAAUGGCUCAUUGAACUAGAAAAUGGUCAACGAUACAUAGAAUGUCUGGCGAAAACAACGGUGUAGUAAGAUCACAGAUUCUUGUUUUAUAUCCGACACGAUACAUGAACGGCAAUGAGAUAUCGUGCUCAGUUUACAAUACUGAAAAUUUGGAAACACCAGUCAAAGAUUCCGCCAAACUCAGUAUACAAUUUAAACCCCUUACAACUACCAUAACUGGAAACAACAACAUUAUUGCUAAUGGAAUAACAGCUUUAACAUUAGACUGCACGUCGGGAAGUUCUAAUCCAAUAUCUGACAUCACAUGGACAAUAAACAAUGUUAUUUCAAAGGCAACACAAGAUUUGUUCAAUCUAAGUGGAGAAUAUGGUGGUAUAAAACGUCGACAGAGAUUAAUACUGACUCCAACACGCGACAAUGAUGGAGACAUAGUUUCUUGUGAAGCUCAAAAUAUCCUAGGAACAUCUGAAAGAAUUAAAGAAACAUUGGAUCUAAGAUAUCGUCCAAUUAUUGAGCAGAUGUCAAAUGUAGUUGUCGUCGAAGGUAACAAUAGUGAGCUUAUGUGUGUCGCUUCAAGUAAACCGGCGUCUACAUUUAAAUGGUACAAACAGGGACAACAAACACCAGUAAACCAAGGCUCUGGAGCAAUUGGCAAUAACAAAUUACCGUUUGUUCUUAUCAAUGUAAGGAAGCAAGAUGCUGCAACUUACAGGUGUAAUGCAAAUAAUGGAGUCGAAGUGGCGGAUGACGAAACAGUUCUUCUUACUGUACACUAUCCACCUGAUGUCACUGUGGUUGGAAGUAACACAUCAAUUAAAGCUACCAAUAUAGUUAUAACAUGCAAUGCUAUGGGUUUACCAGGCAAUAAUUAUAGAUACGGAAAAUGGGUUCAGACAUGGCCGGGGCAUAGCUUGCCUUUAUCAGAAAAACCAGGAAGCAAAACGCUCCAACUGACUGAUUUGACAUAUGAACAUUCAGGCAUUUACACGUGUUCUGCCAGUAACGGUAUUAGAGUAUUUGGGACAGAUAAGGAAUUUAUUGAGGGAUCAGCACAAAUACUUAUUAAAUCAUUUCCUAUUGUUACUAAAUUUACCAAGAAAGUAACAGCAAAGUUGAAUGAUCGUCUUAAUAUCGAACUCGAAUAUUACUCGAAUGCAGGUGUGACGGACGUGAAGGUUUAUAAAAAUGUAAACGGUUUAAGACAAACAGGACCAAAUUAUUCUCUAUCAAAGCGAGGUGUACUUGUAGACUUGCCGGUGUUUACACAGAUUGUUAAGACAAAUGGUGUUAAAUUAAUUAUAUCUUUUACUGUUAUGUCUAAGAAAGACAUUGGAUAUUUCGAUAUUGUUUUGUCAAACGAAGUGGACUCUACUUUUCAAACAGUGGAAAUUGUUCCUGAUGGCCCACCAGGUGUUUCUAAAAAUAUAACCGUAGACAACAUUCAACAAACCACUGCACGUGUUUUGUGGCAACAAGGAUAUCAUGGUGGAUUUCCUCAGACUUUUUUGAUACAGCUUAGUACUGACAGGGUACAGUGGGAAAAUGUUGAAACAGUUUAUGGCGGGACGGAUGAAAGUGAAGAUCUUAAGCAAAAGGUCUUAACUGACCUCAGUCAUUCAACGACAUAUUUCAUACGAAUCUAUGCGUUUAAUAGAGCAGGCAAUAGUCCUUUCUCUCAAUAUCAGAACUUCACGACACAUCAAAUCUUAAGGUCUGACUCCAGAAGUUUGUCUGUUGGCGGAAUUGUAGGCGGAACGUUGUCGGCACUUGUUGUUAUAGUCCUGAUAGUGGUUCUUGUAGUACUUUUCCGCAGAAAAACAAUCACAAAAGACGGCAUCAGGACCCGGCUACAAACAAUAUUAAGUGCUAUAAGAAAACAAAACCAUGAGCAAGGACAGCAACAAUGCCAGCAAACAGAGAUGAACAACUAUGCCGAUAACAACAUAUAUGAACAGACUAAAGUUCCAGCUGCCGAGAUUAAAUCAAAUGACAAAGCUAACAAAAUAAAUCUGUAUGAAAAGCUUCAGCGUUCAAAUAACAGUGAAAAUCCAAAUGCGUAUGAUAUGAUAAAAGUUGAAAAAGAAACGACAGCUGAUGGUAAAGUGGAGUAUGAAAAUCUACCAAAGAAAACACAUACAACAGAUGCAUUCAAAACUGAAAUAGCAGAAAAACUAGGUAAAAGAAAGAACCGGAUUUACGAAAACUUGAAACCUGGUGGUGUGAAAGGUAUAAAGAAGAAAUAAGUGACAGCUGAAUAUGUUACAGAUAUUAUAAGCUUGAAGCCCAAGUCAUUGGUCUGUUGUAAAAGAUCAAAGUGAAGUGAUUGCAAGGCCGAAAUACAGACCUGCUAAUGCGAAUACUGUGUAAGAUAACAGUGGAAUAGCUAUUCUGUGAGAGUGUUCAUUUUGUAACGACAGUGUGCAAUUCAGUGUGUGCAAAUAUAUAUGUUUAAUGAUAUAUCAAGGAAUCUAAGUAAACUAUUUUGUAUAUCAAUUACCAUCCAUCGAUAUCAUUUGAAAUAUUAUUUCAUUCUGCUGUUGAAAUAUUUAUUUAUUUAUUUGUUGUUGUUUGUAACAUCAGUUUUAUAUUUAUUUGACUCUAUACAGUCAAUAAAAGGAGAUAUUUAAGUUAUUACGACUACUUUUAAAACACUUUUUCUCUUGUAUAUUUAAUGUUGCAAUUCAAAUUGUAAAAAAAUGUAUUGAAAACAAAAUCACCAGGCGAACUUAUUAUUUGUCAAGAUGAAAUGAGAUUCAAGUUAGUCCUUACCAAUCGGGUGAAAAAACAAUAUGAACGACCACUAAAUUACAAAUUAUAUAAAAACAGCCACUUUACGGCUGUACUCAUAUUGUUUCAUUUUUUAACAAACAACCAAAACAAAAAAGAGAAUAAUACAAGCAAAAUGUCAAGAAAAGAUGUUAAUAAUACACAUUAGAUUUUUAUAGUGAAAUAAAGGCAUGCGAAACUUUUA